AUGAACCUGACUAUCAACCUGAAGGAUGAACUACCGAUCGGAACACUCUGGCUGGCCUUCUCGAGAUCAAAACCAAUCAUCCAAGAUGGUCAUCGAUUGGAAAACCUCAGCUGGAGAUUAUGGCAACGAGAACUAAAGCAGAACAACAGUCAGAACUCUCAACCUACUCAUCAACUCCAUCAUCUCACUAGACCCACUACAGCCCAUAACACCUUCCGAUCAACACCUCACCAGCUAUCACCCCACCCACUAGCUCAAUCAUCACUCAUCAUCACUACCCACAUCAGCCCAUCAGCUUCCUUACACUCCACCAACAACUGGCUACUCUCUCCCCCAGCAACAGAGAACAACAACAACAACAGCCUACCUUCAGAUUCACGCUCAUCCUCAAGCUACUUCACUCUUCAACAACCAUCUCGACCCUCAAUCGACCAGCACUACAGCAGUGGCUCAAACACCUCCAGCAGCCUCGCUACCUCUCCAUCCAUCCAAGCCCCUCCUGAUAACCAUCUCCUCCAGGAUCAUAACAAACACAUCAAACAAACAGUCGAUCGUCCCAAGCAUACUGCACACAACCUUCACCCUCUCCCUCGAAGGGCUACCUCAUCCACCGCCACCUUCAAACACAAACGUCGCCCUCCCGUUCCCACCCGACUUCACUCCCACCAAUCCACUACUCGUUCAGUCAGUCCUCGUCUAGUCCAACCCUACUACUGCCGUAGAUCAUCCUUACCCUCAUCCUCCCCCGAACAAGUCCAAGAGCCCCCCAAGCCUCUCGAUCCAUCACACCCCACCCAGCUCAUCACCUCACCCUCCUCAGUCACCCAUCCUCAUUCAUCCCAAAACCAUCCACCUCAACCGUCGCUCGCCCAUGAUCCUGAUUCUCAGAUAACACUCAGCGCUGGCUAUAACUCUUCAGGCAGCUUGCCCAGCCUAGUCUCUCCAAUCAUACCCGAGACCCCUAAUAACUCACAGGUCUCAGCCCCAUUACCGACUCAUUAG
Molecule: messenger RNA, 1002 nt
Organism: Puccinia graminis f. sp. tritici CRL 75-36-700-3
Lineage: Eukaryota; Fungi; Basidiomycota; Pucciniomycetes; Pucciniales; Pucciniaceae
Exons: 5
Coding region: 1-1002 (333 amino acids)
Biological process (GO): negative regulation of transcription by RNA polymerase II; mitochondria-nucleus signaling pathway; regulation of nitrogen utilization
Cellular component (GO): cytoplasm
Source: RefSeq, a predicted model, not a curated record